AGCGACUCGUAACGAGAGCUUGGAAACGCGUGCUGUGAUAUUAUUUUUGUUUCGUAAUAGUUUUUUAUCUUUUAUACCUUUAUUUAAAAUGAUGAUCCUAUCAGUAUUAGUCAUCGCUGUCACUUUCAGCCAGUUAGAAUGUAGGAGAAUAAUGGACGAUCUCAGUAACGAAGUGAGCAUUAACCCAGAAGAAAAUUUUGGCUAUUCGUCACGCGAAUGGGUAAAGAUCAGUAAACCUCCAGUGGCAGUAAUGAGCAAAAAAGUCGGCCAACACAUGGAAUUGCAUUGCGAAGCGAUGGGUUCCCCGCCUCCGACUAUAGAAUGGUACAAAGCGAAUAGGAAGAUAACAGAAAAUGGGGCUUUCGAGACUAAUGUCUUAACGAGGAGUCCAGCUCUAGCUGAGGUCUCUUCUAGAUUAGUUGUAAACUAUUUACUUCCCAGGCAUCAAGAUGUAUAUAGAUGUGUGGCUGAAUCUGGUACCAAAGUGGACACCGCUCCAACCAAGUUAUUAGUUACCGACGGUAGAGAAAUGAAUUUCACGCAGUUACUUAGCGCAAAGAUUCUUGGAGCACACCAUCUUCCCAGAGUUACUUUCUGGGCCAGUACUUACAUGGAAGUAAUCGGAAACGAUCUUGUUCUUCCUUGUAAGUAUGUGGGUAACCCAAAACCGAGGGUAAUCUGGAUGGACCCUUACAGCAAAGUUAUUGAAAAUAACGAAAAAUAUUCAGUAUCUCAAGACGGCGAACUUAGAAUAAGAUCUAUAGAAUGGUCGGAUAUGGGUCAAUACGUAUGUGCAUUGGAAAAUUCUGUAGGAGAAGAUUCUAUAGAGACUUUUUUAUACCCAAUGCAGGGUUCGAAGUAGCCAAACGUACAAAGGGGUUCCACGAUUCUGAUUCUAGUCAAAAGUCACAACAUCUUGCGCCCUUUAUGAAUGCGCCGAUCUGAAUAUUUUUUUAAAUUAAUUUAUUAAUGUAGUAUUUAUAAAGUAGGUAUUAGUAGUUUAAUAAAUUAUGUACUUAUUUAUAUUGAUAUAUAAAACUGAAAAUUUGAAAAAAU
Diabrotica balteata is the source of this 1056-nucleotide messenger RNA. The record is from the annotation of a GenBank genome assembly. NCBI's taxonomy places the organism in Eukaryota, Metazoa, Arthropoda, Insecta, Coleoptera, Chrysomelidae.